GUAAAGAUGAACUACAGUUCGGUCCUCUCCCUCAGCAGCAAAGGUGGCGAUCAGCCAAAAACUGGCUACAAAGCUCAUGUGUCCCACUCCUCGACUCCGUCAAAGAAGUCCAGUAGCGAAAGCAGCCUUGACAGAAUCAGCAAGUCAAGAAACCACUUUGAGGUCGAACUCUUGGAUAAUGAAAAUGAGAAGUUUCUGCAAGACAGUUCAAGCUUCAUGGAUAAAUAAGUACAACUUCGAUGCCAGAGAAGUCCAGGUCAAGAACCGAGUCCGAGACUACGCUGUCACUGCUCUCAAUGUGGUCUGGACGGCUGUGGCCUACCUAGCAUUAGCUCUGUCGAUGUUUCUGUCCAACUAUGUCUACUCAAUCAAUAAGCUGAAUCCAUGGGAAGAUAUUUAUGGCAAAUCGCUUGUCGGAGUGAUGCUGUCAUACUUGCUCAUGAGAGUGCAAGGCAUUUCUCCUUUCGAACUGUACAGCCACAUCCGAGUCAGAAUAUUCGUGAUGGAGGCCAUUUUCAUCACAGCGCUGUGCCUCAUCAUGUAUGGAGUGCAACAAGUCAGCAUCCUAACGAGCGCUAGUUGUCUGAUUCUGUUCUUUGUGUUUACAGACCACUAUUUUGGGCUCACAAACAUAUUCAUAUUCAUGGCAAUUGUAGGGCUGACUGUUCUGGCUAACCCAUUCGGGAUAUUGCGAGCAGGUCAAAACCAAGAAAUUCCGGUGAUCUGCCUUGCUCUUGGGUCAAUACUGCUGGUGCUUGGCAGGAACUCGUCCGACUAUGUGCGACAGUGACUGCCUAUUUCGACUGGAACUUUCUACUUCUACUUGUUGUGAGUAAUGGUGGUCCCAGCUCUGAUGAUAGCUUCUUUCUCGAUCGGCUCAGUACAGAUAAGCUACGGAUUCUUUGAGAUUGGCUACUUCUUGGUCAACGGCACACUGACCUGGUUCGCCAUCUGGCUGGUUGUCAAAGUGAUGAGCUUCGACAAAGAAAACUACCUGGAGACUCUCGCAUAUACAAUCAUUGUGUACUCGAUAUUGCUCACGAUGAUUGUGAACAAAUACAAAACAAAUGAUGGCUCUGGAGAAACGGAGCCUCAACAAGGCCAGUCUCCUAGUUCUCCGGAAGUAGCUCCUACCAGCGAAGGAGUGGCAGAUCUGGGAUUUUGGGAAUACUUGGGAAUCGCAGUAAUGAUAGGGUUGAGGUUCGUAUAUUCUGUAUAUAAGAUGGCCAAGUAUUAG
Moneuplotes crassus is the source of this 1237-nucleotide messenger RNA. Lineage: Eukaryota; Ciliophora; Spirotrichea; Euplotida; Euplotidae. The record is from the annotation of a GenBank genome assembly.